Molecule: messenger RNA, 1249 nt
Organism: Patiria miniata (bat star)
Lineage: Eukaryota; Metazoa; Echinodermata; Asteroidea; Valvatida; Asterinidae
Product: apoptosis-enhancing nuclease-like
Exons: 2
Coding region: 149-1204 (351 amino acids)
Biological process (GO): rRNA processing
Cellular component (GO): nucleus
Molecular function (GO): nucleic acid binding; 3'-5' exonuclease activity
Source: RefSeq, a predicted model, not a curated record
AUGGCACCUGACUGACAUGAUCGAUGAACGUUUCGCAAUCAAGUGAAACAACCGAAUUAGUUUGCGAUAUAAAAAUUGACAUGCAGGUACGUAAAUACUUAGUGUUAGUAAUGCCAGUUGGAAGAUCAGCUAGCUGUGAGAAGCAAUCAUGCCAUCCGCAAAGGCCACGAGACAAGGCAACGAAGCUGGCCCUCAAGGUGCGUCUGGCUCCAGACCAGCUCAACCGGCCGGCCAGUCACUGAAACAGCUCGGGAAGCGGUCCAAGAAGAACAAAGCAAAGAAGGCAGCCAAGAAAAAGAAAAAGAUGAGACUGCCAACAAGACUCACAAGGCUGUUGAACUACAAGGCCAAGAGAGUUCACCUGGAUGGUCUAAAAUCACAGUCUGUGAACCAAAAGCUGUGUGAAGGAAGCACAACACUAAUAAGGCAUUGCAACAGGACCUUAUCAUCUACAACAUCUGGAGGCGGGGUAAAGGGUUUUUUGGAGGAGGGAAGGGGUAGCUGUUUGUCAGCCUUUCAAAAAGCAUCCAACUUUGCUCAUAGAGCCUCUGACAGUAGUGGAGAUUUAGGUUCAAAAGAUGGUGAGGGCAGCGCUGGAUGGAGAUUGAUCCCAAAGGAAAAGCUCAUUGCUCUAGAUUGCGAAAUGGUCGGCGUGGGUCCGCAGGGGAGAACUAGUGCCCUCGGGCGGUGCAGCAUCGUCGACUAUGACUGUAAUGUUCUGUACGAUGAUUACGUCAAGCCUGAAGUUGAGAUCCUUCAUUACAGGACUCAGUGGAGCGGCAUCCGUAAGCGCCACAUGGUGGACGCGAUCCCCUUCAGGGAAGCUCAGCAGCAGAUCGCAGACAUCUUACGGGGGAAGGUCCUGAUUGGUCACUCGCUGCGGUCCGACAUCCAGGUCCUCCAGCUCGGCCACCCGAGGGAGGACACCCGCGACACCAGCACCUACCGGGGCCUGCGGGAACUAGCCGGGGUGACCGUCGGUCCCGGUCAGCAACUCGGCCUGAAGAAACUGACCAAGCUGCUCUUCGGUCACUCCAUUCAGCAGGGCGAGCACUGCUCUGUGGAAGACGCCAGGGCCACGAUGAAUCUCUAUAAGCUGGUGGAGCGGCAGUGGGAGGCGGAGAGAGUUUCCGCUUUCCCUGACCGGGAUUUUCGAGUCAGCUUCAUGGACGAUCACUUUUGGCCCGAUGAUCUAGACCAGUAAAUAAAUUCAUUGUGUGCCUAGGGCCAAAAAACAAAAAUCUUCGGU